AUGAAUUUUUUCCAUAGUAUCUUAAACACCAUUAAAGAUGCGAUAAAGUGCGAGGACAUCUCUAAAGCGCGGUACACCAAUGUUGAAAAGUUACACACAUCACAGUUUAGUAAGGUCUACAAGUGUCAAUUGCGCGACACGAUGAAGGAUGUGUGUGUCAAAAUUUAUCAAGUCCGCAAGUGUGCCAAAAUUAGCGAAGACACUGAAGGACAGAUUCUGAACGAGAUAUCGAUCAUACGCAAAGUUAACCAUCCAUGUAUAUUAGGGUGUUCCAAUGUCUUUUUAACAUCGCACAGAGCAGUCCUAGAAAUGGAUUUUAUGCAUGGGGGUGAUUUAUAUGAUUAUUUAGUGAGUAAUGGUAUUCAAUGUGAGAAGAACACUAAGAUAGUAAUGCUUCAACUCUUAAGUGCGUCGCGAUACCUCCACUCGAUGAAUAUCGUCCAUCGCGACAUUAAACUUGAAAACAUCUUGUUAACACGCUCCAAUCGCAUUGAAGAAGUCAAGCUCUCCGACUUCGGGCUUUCCGUUGAAAUCGACGAGAACUCAGUCUUAACGGAUCAGGUCGGGACGUCCUAUUAUAUGGCACCCGAGUUGUAUCGAAAAGAACCUUACGGGUUUAAAGUCGACAUCUGGGCAUGUGGUGUUGUGAUGUAUUCCCUCCUCUUCGGGAAAUUCCCGUUUGACGGAGAAGGACAGGAACUCGUCGCUAACAUCCUCAGAGGCAAAUUCACCUUCCCAAAAGAAGUCUCUGAUAACGCGAAAAGCCUGUUGAAAGGACUUCUCGCAACAAAAGUCACUGAACGGUUCUGUUCGAAGAACGCAGUCAAAAGUGCUUUCUUCGACGGAGAGGAAAUCGUCGGAGAUACUACUCCCCUCGACAACGAAAUGAUUAACUGCAAGUCAGAAAGUCUUGUCAGUCAUAUGACGGCUGUCGACACGACUUGCGAGAACCCGUCGGAAAUCUCGGAAGAUAAAUAA
Entamoeba invadens IP1 is the source of this 978-nucleotide messenger RNA. RefSeq names its product calcium-dependent protein kinase, putative. Gene Ontology annotation, biological process: protein phosphorylation. The coding region runs from base 1 to 978 and encodes 325 amino acids. The record is from RefSeq and is a predicted model, not a curated record. Gene Ontology annotation, molecular function: protein kinase activity; ATP binding. The transcript has a single exon. NCBI's taxonomy places the organism in Eukaryota, Evosea, Mastigamoebida, Endamoebidae.